This is a messenger RNA of Eremothecium cymbalariae DBVPG#7215, 624 nucleotides long. Its product is annotated as ADP-ribosylation factor family protein. Gene Ontology annotation, biological process: intracellular protein transport; vesicle-mediated transport. The coding region runs from base 1 to 624 and encodes 207 amino acids. NCBI's taxonomy places the organism in Eukaryota, Fungi, Ascomycota, Saccharomycetes, Saccharomycetales, Saccharomycetaceae. The record is from RefSeq and is a predicted model, not a curated record. Gene Ontology annotation, cellular component: cytoplasm. Gene Ontology annotation, molecular function: GTP binding; GTPase activity. The transcript has a single exon.
AUGAAGCAGGUUGGCAGCUGGGGAAAUACCGUGACAAUAUUACUGCUGGGGAUCCACAGCUCGGGCAAGACGACGCUGCUCCAUCAGCUGGGUCUUGGGAACGUGUGUGAUUGUGGGCCUGUGAUCGGGUUGCCAGUUGAGCUGGUAGAGUAUAAGAAUGUCGUGCUGGCGUCUUGGGACCCAUGCCAUGGGCUGAGCCGGUCAAUUUUCAUUGGGGACUAUUACAAGAACUGCAGGGCACUGAUAUUUAUUGUCGAUGCGACGGAUGGCGAGAGCUUGAAAGGAUCCAAGGAAGAGUUGUGGAAACUGUUGUCCAACCCUACAAUAGAGGACGAGCCGCUUCUGGUGCUGUCGAACAAGACCGAUUUGGCAGGGGCGCUUUCCGACAGCGAGGUCUGCGAACAGCUUGGUCUUGGCCAGGGCCUGACAAGGCCCUGGCAUCUGAGGGCUGUGUCUGCGGCUUCAGGGGAAGGGGUGUAUGAAGGACUCGAGUGGCUCACAAAAGUCCUGGAGGGCGUACGUUCAUACUCGGACACCAACAAGCAGGCAGGCCGCAUCGAAACCCGCGGUUGCCUCCAUGGCCAUGCGAGGCAUAGUAUAAUUCAAGGAGAACGUGGCGUCUGA